CGCGGUGGGCGUGGCGCCUGACCGUGCCGCAGCGCGUGCGGGGCCGGGGGCCCUCUGAUUGGCUAAAGCGCGCCGGCCGGCCUUAGAGGGGCGCGAGGGUCCCUUUCUUUUCCUUCCCGAACAGAGGCACCGGCGGCGGGUGGAGAGAAAGCUGGGCUGCCCUUGGAUUUCAGGAGAAGCGGAGGAGGAUGGCGGAGGAGGAAGAAGAGAGUUUUCCAAGAAGGAGUUAAUUCUGGAGAGCAGUCUGUGACAUUAUGGCUCUGUACCAAGGGGAAAAUUACCCUGCGGAUGAAACGAGGAGCCUAACACCUAGGAUGAAAGAUAUAUCUACCGCUGUUGCACCAGUGAUAACAUUUACCCAGGACUGAAGCCUUUUCAGAUGGCCGUUUAGUGGACUGGAAGUAUUAAAACAAGUUCUGAAAACUGCAGAUUGAUGCAAGCAAUUUCAAAAUCUCAGGUAUAAAGUAAAAAUGGUGCAGAAAUAUCAAUCUCCUGUUCGAGUCUACAAAUACCCCUUUGAGCUCGUCAUGGCGGCUUAUGAAAAACGCUUCCCCACUUGCCCCGAGAUCCCGGUUUUCCUGGGUAGUGAGAUUCUUCGGGAAUCCAAGAGUGAUGAUGGAGCCCUUCAUAUCAUUGAGCGAAGUUGCAAAUUAAAUGUGGAUGUGCCUCGAUUGCUGAAGAAGAUUGCUGGUGUAGAGUAUGUCUUCUUCAUACAGAAAAACACAGUGAACUGGAAAGAGAGGACUCUCCUUAUUGAGGCUCAUAAUGAGACAUUUGCCAGUCGGGUCAUGGUGCUGGAGACCUGUAGCUACUCAGUUCACCCUGAGAACGAAAACUGGACAUGCUUUGAACAGUCUGCAUCUCUUGACAUCAAAUCAUUCUUUGGCUUUGAAAACACGGUGGAGAAGGUUGCCAUGAAGCAAUACACAGCCAACAUCAAGCGGGGCAAAGAAGUCAUCGAACAUUAUCUGAAGGAGCUGAUUUCCCAAGGGAUCACUUUUAUUCCCCGGUGGACUCCUCCUGCAGAAAAGGGGGAACCCGACCCGAGGACUCCAUCCAGGCGCAGCAGUGGCACCCUUCUGCCAGAAUCCCACUUGCAUGGAAGUGAGAAGGAGCAGCGAGGCACCAGCUGUCCUUCUGGGGAGGCAUCCACUCCUGAUGCUGACAAGCUGGAUACUGAUUAUAUCGAAAGGUACCUUGGGCAGCUGACUCCCAUGCAGGAAAGCUGCCUGAUCAGACUCCGGCAGUGGCUGCAAGAAACGCACAAAGGCAAGAUUCCCAAAGAUGAACACAUCCUCCGAUUUCUGCGGGCCCGCGACUUCAAUAUCGACAAGGCCCGAGAGAUGCUCUGCCAGUCGCUGACCUGGCGCAAGCAGUACCAAGUGGACUACAUCCUGCAAACGUGGCGGCCUCCGUCCCUCCUGGAGGAAUAUUAUACCGGCGGGUGGCAUUACCACGACAAAGAUGGAAGACCCCUCUACAUUCUUCGACUGGGUCAAAUGGACACUAAAGGACUUGUGAAGGCCCUGGGAGAAGAAUCUCUCCUUCGUCAUGUGCUAUCAAUCAAUGAAGAAGGACAAAAGAGGUGUGAAGAAAAUACCAAUCUCUUUGGCCGCCCCAUCACAUCCUGGACUUGCCUCGUUGACCUCGAAGGGCUGAACAUGCGCCACCUCUGGCGCCCUGGAGUGAAAGCACUGCUCCGUAUCAUUGAGGUUGUCGAAGACAACUACCCAGAGACCCUCGGAAGGCUUCUGAUUGUGCGUGCGCCCAGGGUGUUCCCUGUUCUGUGGACUCUGGUCAGUCCUUUUAUCAAUGAGAAUACCAGGCAGAAAUUCCUCAUUUACAGUGGCAACAACUAUCAGGGUCCUGGAGGGCUCGUAGACUACAUUGACAAAGACGUGAUUCCAGAUUUCCUGGGAGGAGAGUGUGUGUGUAAUGUGCCUGAAGGUGGUCUUGUCCCCAAAUCGCUGUAUCAAACAGAUGAAGAGCCGGAGAUUUCUGACCACAUACGUCUCUGGACGGAAACCAUCUACCACUCUGCAAAUGUUUUCAAAGGGGCUCCCCAUGAGAUAGUGGUGGAGAUCUUGGAAGGGGAGUCCGUAAUCACCUGGGACUUCGAUAUCUUGAAGGGAGAUGUAGUCUUCAGCCUCUUCCAUUCCAAGCGAGCACCUGAGACCAGCCGGAAGGAGCCUGCUAUGCCCAAUGCAUUGUCCACUGGGGAUAACGUCCAGCUGAUCGGCAAGAGCUGGAUCCUGGGAGUGGACUAUAGCCGCGUGGAGUCUCCCCUCACCUGCCGGGAAGGUGAAAGCAUACAGGGUUCCCACGUGACUCGCUGGCCAGGCUUUUAUAUCCUUCAGUGGAAAAUGCACAGCCCAAGCCCCUGUGCUGGGAGCAGCCUCUCUCGGGUGGACGAUGUCCUGGCCACGCUCCAAGUCUCCAACCACAAGUGCAAGAUCAUGUAUUACUACGAAGUGUUGGCUUCCAAGGAGUUCAGGGGGUCCAUGACAAGCCUGGAAUCUUGCAACAGUGGCUUUUCACAGCUGAGUGGAGUGACCACAUCUUCCAACCAAUCCCAGAGCAGCUCCCUGAUUUCUAGAUAGCACCAUCUAGGAGCAGCUUAAAGAUGAAGGAGAGAACUGCUAGGACCAGAUGCCUUUCUCAGGGCUGACCUGACCUGACCCUCGAUGGAGCCAAAGAGCCCUGAAUGAUGAGGCCUAGGAAGGGCCAUCCGGAGAACCACAAAUCCGGACCUGAUGGGAGCUGCUUGAAGUUGUCAUUUUUUCUCUCUCCCUGGGAAUAAUUCCCAAUCUUGAAAACUGGGGAUUGGGUAUGAACAGACCUGUGCAUUAGAAUGCAUCAUAUCACUUUCUGGGUUUUUUUUUGUUUGUUUUGCAUGGAUUUUACACGAUUCCUAUGGUUAAAGGGCUCUUUCCUGCUGGCAUAACUCUACACAGACGUGGAGCUAUGUGGCAUUGCCUUACCUACUAGGAGACUGCGGAGCUGUCUUUUCUCGUGUAGCAAAAAAAUUAACCUUGGGACAUUUUUGUGGUGCCAUUUUAAACAAGGUGCAGAAGGUUCCUUGGUAGCAGGGCUAAGAUGCGGAACGCUACUGUGUACCUGAAUAGAUUUGAGGCGAGGGGAGGGAUAGACCAGACUUCUAUUAGGAAAGUUAAUCUCAGCUGUUACAGGGCUGGCUAUUGCCGUCUUAUACCCUUUGGCCCCUGUGAACGGGCCAGAAAGAUACACACGUUUCCCUGCACUGAAAUAGCUUCUUUUCUUAAAGGAGUCAGCCCUGAUUGCCCCCCUUUCCUUCCUCAGGUCUAUGAGCAAUAAAUGAGUCGAUCUCGGCCCCGUCCCUGGUCUCAGGGCUAGUAAGCGGGUGCCAUGACCAAGGGCUACGCAAAGCAAUAUUUGAUUUCUACAGGCACAAAAGCUCUUCUGCCGUGUCGGAGAAGCUGCUGUUAUUUAUUUUUGGAAGCAGGAGCUAUAACACAAGCCAGGGGGGUGGGCACUUUAAGUGUGUUUGUGGCCAAGUGCGAGUGUCUUAUAACCUAUAUUCUCAAGGCGUAUUUAUUCCAGUAGGAUUACAGCAUAAUAACGUAUUUGUAAUGUAUUUUAUAAGUCAAUAAUUUAUUAAGGGAUAUUCCCACUCUUUUCUGUGCUGGGACAGGAAAGAGAUGAGUGUGUGUGUGUGUGAUCACCUUCAGCUUUAUAAUGUUUUGCAGAAACGUGGUUUAGUAACCGAUAUAUUUGGAGCUCCGUUACACAGAAUUAACUGCACGGGUCUCCCCAAUUUAAUUGCUUGCAUCUAAGAAUUUGGUUUUAAGUCUUAACAGGAGAAACCGCUCUGUUGAAGAAGGCUGUGAAUUAUCAAUAGUUUUUUUGUUUUGCUAAGUUACUGAUAUUCUGAAAACAGCAUUAAGUACUGAGCACAUAUCUGUAUCUAGCAGGCAUUAUAUGAUUGCUCUGUGCAGUGAAACUAUAGGCUGAAAAGCUCUCUAAAUAUGGGCUCUUUUAGGCAAAGUUAUUUUUCUUGCAGCUGGGGUUAUUUAAUGAGAUAGCAAUCCAGUUCUGUUUCUAAAUGCUUUUACUGUGUUUCCUAUAAUCCAAUGCUUUUCUAGGAUGGGAAGGGGACAUUAACCUGGGCUAGUCAUUUCAUCAAGGUUUCACUAUUUCUCUCUGCAUAAAAGUGGCAGGGAAUUAGCUUCCCAAGCUUCCCUUGAAAGUCUCGUUCCCAGCACUCAUUAAUUUAAGCACUGAUCAUGAGCAUGAUGACUCUCGCAUUGACUACGAACCUGGGAGAAACUUGAUCCCAAAUAUGAUUGAAUUAUGGAGGAUAUUCCAUAGUCUAAAUGGGAAUAGCCCAUAACUGGACUGUACUUCUUCUGUUUUCUCCAAGUCAAUUGGAAAUGUAAUACAAAGACAACUCCCUGCUCUUCCUAUAAAUGGCUCGGUAUAUGAAUAUUGAACUUACCUUGUUGCCUCCAUCUUAUAAUUAGGAGCCCCCGGUGGCACAAUAGGUUAAACCCUUGUGGCGGCAGAACUGCUGACCAAAAGUUUGACAGUUUGAAUCCAGGGAGCGGGGUGAACUCUCAUCUGUCAGCUCCAGCUUUAAUAAUAAUAAUAAUAAUAAUAAUAAUAAUAAUAAUAAUAAUACUUUAUUUAUAACCCACUCUAUCUCCCCAAGGGAACUCAAAGAAAACCCCAUGAAAUUUAUGGGAUUGGCAAAUGUUUUGAAAGCACAUAGAGCAGAUCCAUUGGCUCAAUGCAAGUUUGUAAAUACCAUUUGAUUCAGUGCAUCUCAAAAGUUGGGACUAGCAGAUGGCUUUAGGACAAAUAAUUCCUCUACUAACCCUCAUCCUGUCCUUUCCCACAUAGUAGGCAUUGUUGUGACCAAUGCAAUGGAGUGCAGUUUUAUCAGAGCAUUUCUCAGCGCAGGAUCGCAGGACUCUGCCAGAAGCUAGAAAAAGAUUUGUGCUAAGCCUAUGCAAGUGUCGGUGAAGUAAGUUUUAUUUUUCAGGGUAUGAGAUUUGUAUCAUUAGGUUCCGGCACAGCACUAGAUUAUUCCUAGUUGUAGGUUCCGCAACGAUUUAUAGUGCAUGCUUUGAUGAACAUGGAGCCAGUUGGGAUAAAGGUUGCAUAAGGAGAUUAUCCUCCUCCCUUUCAGGACUUGGGUUUGGGAUCGCUUGGUGGAAUGGAUUCAUGACAGGAUUGGGAAAGACCCAAGUAUUUAUUAGUACCAUCUCUGAGAAACUUUUGUGAUGCUCUGUCCAAAGAUGUUGACCGGAGACAUAGAAGGAAGGGGUGAGGGGUUGGUUUUUAUGGGAAGAGCCUUUGAGGCCAUGCGUACAUCCUUUUACUUCAGUUUCCAUUAGACUAGUUAGCAGUGUGGGUUUGGAGCUGUGUGGAAGAAGAGAAGUGCUCCUAGAGUAAGGGCUUCUACUGCUACCGGUCCAAAUACAUUGUACAAUGAUUCCAUCUUUUCCUCCCCAAAUGCCUUGAUCAGCAAGUACUUUUUACUGGUGAACCUUAAAGAUGCAAAAUGGGAGUAUAGUAGCCAUUCCUAAAGUGGAUUCCUCAGCCUAGGUUCUUAUGUAGAGAUCUAUUUCAUAUUUAAGAUAGGCUCAGAGUAAAUCUGGGGAGCAGGUAGGUUCAGGCUGUGGGUCCUGAUGCUGAUAUGUGCAGAUAAUAUGUUGAAAUUAAGUGCCAAAUGCAUUAAACUGUCUCUGAUCCUAUUAGACUCCUCUCCUUUCCCUUUUGUUGCGUGAAGAAUUGUCUGAACCAUUAUACUGUGACCUUUAACAAGCAAAAAUAUAUAUAUAGGGGGAAAAUACUGUAUAAAUAACUAACCAUAUUACGAGUAUGGUAAAGGCUAUCUUAAGAAGGACAUUUUACGGAGAAUUUGCAAAUAGUGCACUUGUCUCUCAGUAGAGCUGCUCAAUUUAAUCCCAGAUGAUAUAUGUCUGUAUCCACAGGCAUUUAACUGGUGCCAGUAUAAUUACGAGGCAGCUUCAACAAGAAUUUUGAAAGCACCAACAACAAUACACUGGCAUUUGUUUCCUCUUUUAAUGGACACUCCUUCCUAUUAGCAAAAAAUAAAAGUGGUGUUCAAAAUGCUUUUUGUAUGCAUGUUGGUAAGUCAACAAAUGUGACGCAAAAGCUAUGGUUGGUGGCAUCACGGCCAGGGACUGGAUGUUACUAAUGUCUUUCUGUUUUCCAUUUUUGCUGUAAUUUAAAAAUAAAUCAUCUGGAAAGGA
This is a messenger RNA of Anolis sagrei ordinatus, 6257 nucleotides long. RefSeq names its product SEC14 like lipid binding 5 (gene SEC14L5). NCBI's taxonomy places the organism in Eukaryota, Metazoa, Chordata, Lepidosauria, Squamata, Anolidae. Gene Ontology annotation, cellular component: cytoplasm. The record is from RefSeq and is a predicted model, not a curated record.